Messenger RNA from Lodderomyces oxycetoniae, 1674 nucleotides. RefSeq lists its product as uncharacterized. Gene Ontology annotation, molecular function: transmembrane transporter activity. The record is from RefSeq and is a predicted model, not a curated record. Gene Ontology annotation, biological process: transmembrane transport. The transcript has a single exon. Bases 1 to 1674 code for a protein of 557 amino acids. Gene Ontology annotation, cellular component: membrane. Lineage: Eukaryota; Fungi; Ascomycota; Pichiomycetes; Serinales; Debaryomycetaceae.
AUGACUGAGGAUAGUUAUUCCAUUGAGAAUAAUAAUUCAAUCUCCUCUGCAAAUAGUAAUACCCCUUUAAAAAACGAAAAGCAUCAAGAGCUCAUUUUUUCAACGGUAAACUCAGACUCGUCAUUUGAAUCAGACCAACUAGCUAAAAACCCCUUUCUAGAUCCAAAUGUUGAGAGGUUUUAUCGUGACCAGUAUACAAACUCCAAAUAUGAGGCUUAUAUAGCUUUCGACCCCCAGUUUGAGUGGACGCAAGAAGAAGAAAACAAAGUUGUACGCAAAUUGAAUUUUCGUGUUGCAUUAGCAGCGUGCCUUAUGUUUGUCGGUCUCCAAGUUGACCGAGGAAACUUGGCACAAGCAGUAACGGAUGACUUGUUAUCGGAUAUCGGAUUGAACACCAAUGAUUAUAACACCGGAAACACCAUCUUUUUGGUUUGUUUUUUGGCUGCCGAGGUACCUUCUCAGUUGAUCUCUAAAGCAUUGGGCCCGGAUAUUUUCAUUCCUAUACAAAUCUGUGCUUGGAGUAUUGUGGCAAUGUCACAAGCAGCAUUGAGCGGGAAAGCAUCCUUUUACAUAACAAGAGCACUUAUAGGUGCCCUUGAAGGAGGCUUUAUUGCCGACUUGGUUUUAUGGUUGUCUUACUUUUUCACUAGUAAAGAGUUACCGGUGAGAUUAUCAUGGUUCUGGACUACAUUGUCCUUGGUUCAAAUAGUCACGUCGUUAUUGGCAUUCGGUAUCUUGAGACUUGAUACAUGGGGCUGGAGUGGGUGGAGAUUCCUUUUCCUCAUUGAAGGAGGAUUUACUCUCGCGAUAGGUAUUGCUUCGUAUUUCUUGAUGCGUCCAAGUGCAGUGCAAACUAAAACAUUUUGGAAUCCCAAAGGUUGGUUUACUGAUAGAGAGGAGAAGAUUGUUGUUAAUAGGGUUUUGAGAGAUGAUCCUUCUAAAGGUUCCAUGCAUAACCGUCAAGCCAUUUCGCCAAAAAUGUUAUGGAAGUGUCUUGUGGAUUAUGAUCUUUGGCCAAUAUACGUUAUUGGGCUUGUUGCUUACAUUGGCCAAACUACAUUCACUUCUUAUUUCGGCUUAAUGAAUAGACAUUUGGGGUUCUCGGUAUUUAAUACCAAUCUUUUAACCAUACCGCAAGCGGCAAUCCAUAUUAUUUUUCUUCUUAUAAUAACAUGGGUAUCAGAAAGGGUUAAUCAAAGAGCAUUAGUUAGUUUAGCUGCACCACUCUAUGCAACUCCGCUCAUAGCAAUUAUCAGAUGGUGGCUGGGCUCUGGCAAAGAUGUUUGGGCAACAUGGGUGUUGAACACCUUAUAUAUGGCCCAACCAUAUAUUCAUGCAAUAUGUGUGUCGUGGGUUUCAAGAAAUUCAAAUUCGGUGCGUACUAGAUCAGUUUGUUCAGCCUUGUAUAAUAUGUUUGUCCAGUUGGGAAACAUUAUUGGUAACAAUAUUUAUAGAAAAGAUGAUCAACCAUUAUAUAAAAGAGGUAAUAUGCAAUUGUUUGUCAUUACUUUUAUCCUUAUUCCAAUAUUAUUACUAACCAAAUGGUACUAUGUUUGGAAGAAUAAAAGAAGAGACAAGAUUUGGAACGCAAUGACCGAGGAUGAAAAGAAUGAUUAUAGACAGAAUACAAAAGAUGAGGGUAACAAGAGAUUAGACUUUAGAUUCGAUAGCUAA